AUGGGGAUCCACUUUAUGCGUCAGAUAAUUAUAGAAGCCAAAGGCUCUUCCUUGACAGAAUUGGAACUUAAAGCAGACCAUGCCAAUCGUCCGUUAUGGACUUGCACAGACGGGAGAAUCUUUCUUGAGGCCUUCUCACCAUUUUAUAAACAAGCUUCUGAUUUCCUAAUUGCUACUGCCGAACCUGUCUGCAGGACGGAAUUAAUACAUGAAUACAACCUCACUCCCCACUCACUUUAUGCGGCUGUAUCGGCUGGACUGGCAACCGAAGACAUCAUAUCAGUUUUGAACAACCUAUCCAAGAUCAAGCUCCCUAAAGAGGUGAUCGAUUUUAUCCGCGCAUCCACGGCCAAUUGUGGCAAAGUAAAGCUUGUGUUGAAGAAGAAUCGUUACCUAAUUGAAUCUCCUUUUCCUGAGGUAAUGAAGAUAUUGUUAAAUGAUAAAGUGAUAUCUCGAGCAAGAAUCUCCAGUGAGGGAGGUAAUGGAAUCACUGUUGGUGAAACAAUUGGGGAAAUCAAAAGCACACACAACGAGGUGCUAAACGAAGCGCAGUUGGCCGCUGUAACUGAAGAAAAAACAAUUCGUGCCUUUGAAAUUGAUCCUGCUCAGGUUGAAGUUGUAAAGCAGAGAUGCUUGCCAAAUCAUCUUAACUAUCCCAUGUUGGAGGAGUAUGAUUUCCGUAAUGGUACAAUCAAUCCUGACCUUGAGAUUGAAUUAAAGCCUCAAGUUAAACCAAGGCCUUAUCAAGCAAACAGUCUUAGUAAGAUGUUUGCAAAUGGUAGAGCAAGAUCUGGCAUCAUUGUCUUACCAUGUGGUGCUGGAAAGUCUUUAGUAGGCGUUUCUGCUGCCUGCCAGAUAAAGAAAAGUUGCCUAUGUUUGGCAACAAAUGCUGUAUCCGUGGAACAGUGGGCUUUUCAGUUCAAGUUGUGGUCAAACAUCCGAGAUGAAAAUCUAUGCCAAUUUACAUCUGAUAGCAAAGAAUGGUUUCGUAAGAAUGCUGGAGUUGUGGUGACCACAUAUAACAUGGUUGCUUUUAAAGGUAAUCGAUCAGAGAGGUCUGCAAAGUUCUUCAAGGAGAUCAGUAAUAGAGAAUGGGGUUUGCUACUCAUGGACGAGGUGCACGUGGUUCCUGCAAGCAUGUUUCGUAAGGUCAUUUGCAACACUAAAUCUCAUUGCAAGCUUGGGCUUACUGCCACACUUGUUAGAGAGGAUGAAAAGAUUACAGAUCUGAACUUUCUUAUUGGUCCCAAGUUGUAUGAGGCAAACUGGUUAGAUUUGGUCAAGAGGGGAUUUAUUGCAAAUGUACAAUGCGCUGAAGUGUGGUGUCCAAUGACGAAAGAGUUUUAUGCUGAAUACUUAAAGGAUGAAAAUUCUAAGAAGAAACAGGCACUGUAUGUGAUGAACCCAAACAAGUUUAGAGCCUGCGAGUUUCUAAUACGAUACCAUGAACAUGAGCGUGGAGAUAAGAUAAUUGUUUUUGCUGACAAUAUUUUCGCACUCAGGGAAUAUGCAAUCAAACUUGGCAAACCUAUGAUUUAUGGUGCCACAAGCCAUGAUGAAAGGACAAUGAUACUAAAGGCUUUCAAGACUGGCAAGAAAGUUAACACUGUUUUUCUUUCCAAAGUGGGUGAUAAAUCAAUUGACAUCCCCGAAGCAAAUGUAAUCAUUCAAAUUUCCUCUCAUGCUGGUUCAAGACGUCAAGAAGCCCAACGGCUAGGGCGUAUUCUGAGGCCAAAGGGUAAACUCCAGGAUAGAAUGGCAGGAGGAAAAGAGGAAUAUAACGCCUUCUUCUACUCCCUAGUAUCCACAGACACACUGGAAAUGUACUACUCCACUAAGAAGCAGCAAUUUUUGAUCGAUCAAGGUUAUAGUUUUAAGGUGAUAACGAGCUUGCCUCCACCAAACAUAGGGGCAAAGCUGAGCUAUCAUCGUCUGGAGGAUCAACUCUCACUUCUUCGAAAGGUGUUGAGGGCUGGUGACGAUGUAGUAGGUUUGGAAAUACUGGAGGAUGAUGCAGAUGAGAUAGCACUUCAAAAAGCUCAUGCCCUUUGCCUAGAUGGAUCCAAGAGUUCCAUGUCAGGAGCUACAGGGGUGGUUAAUCAUAAGUCCAGGACUGGACAAACAAAGAACAAGCGUAAGGGUCCUUCAAUUCGAGAAAGGCUUUACAAAAGAUGUUUUACAUGAUCACAUAUGUCCUGGGAAUGGGUCGUUUAUUGCUAUGUUCUGUAGGAACUAGGAACCAUAACUGAGGCCUGUUUUGCUGUGUUGGCGUUGGAUGUCUCAACCUUCAAGAGCAUUUGUUCUACUAAAUCAGUUUAUAUACACAAAGAAAAAUGAAAACCCUUUACAUUGGUUCUUAUAUAGUUUUGUUUCUAGGAAAUUCUAGUGCAAAUUAUUUAGUGUGUAUAUAUAACAAAUAUUACACAUGUUCAAAAGUUUCACUUUAACAAAAAAUUGUAAUCUUUAGCUUUUGGUGGAGUCCUGUUUAAAGGUAGCAAAACCUAGAUUGUAUGCAUUGAAAUUUCAUGAUUUUGGUGUACUUUCGACCUUAAUUAAAACAAUUUGAAUGAAAUUUCUUUUCUUC
Molecule: messenger RNA, 2584 nt
Organism: Erigeron canadensis
Lineage: Eukaryota; Viridiplantae; Streptophyta; Magnoliopsida; Asterales; Asteraceae
Product: general transcription and DNA repair factor IIH helicase subunit XPB1-like
Exons: 18
Coding region: 1-2184 (727 amino acids)
Biological process (GO): nucleotide-excision repair; transcription initiation at RNA polymerase II promoter
Cellular component (GO): nucleotide-excision repair factor 3 complex; transcription factor TFIIH holo complex; transcription preinitiation complex
Molecular function (GO): ATP binding; 3'-5' DNA helicase activity; DNA binding
Source: RefSeq, a predicted model, not a curated record